This is a messenger RNA of Rhodotorula toruloides NP11, 2544 nucleotides long. Its product is annotated as zinc finger, CCCH-type protein. The record is from RefSeq and is a predicted model, not a curated record. Gene Ontology annotation, molecular function: metal ion binding. The transcript is spliced from 3 exons. The coding region runs from base 1 to 2544 and encodes 847 amino acids. NCBI's taxonomy places the organism in Eukaryota, Fungi, Basidiomycota, Microbotryomycetes, Sporidiobolales, Sporidiobolaceae.
AUGGUCGCCGCGCCAGAGACCCAGCACUCGGCCAACCCCGCCGCCGCUCCCGCCGCCGCCGUCCACACGCAGCAGCACGCCGGUGAGGGGGUCAACAAGCUGGGCCAGGGGCAGGUCAACGGUGCCGAGCAGGGAGAGCAGCAGGGCAAGCAGGGACAGUCUGAGGUCAACGGCUCGACUGGAGCGCAUGGCGCCGCCGCCGAUGCCUCGACCAACCUCCCUCCUCCCGAUGUCGCUCGCAACAUCCCCUGCCGCUACUUCCCGCUCGGCCAGUGCAAGUACGGCGAGCACUGCAUCUUCUCGCACGGCAUUCCCGGCGUCUCGGGCUCGCCUGGCAUCCCGCCUUCACCGUCGGUCGCUUCGCAGAUCGCGCCCGCUCAGCAGGGAGGCCAGCCUCAGCCGCGGGCCCAGCCGCAGCAGCACCAGCAGCAGAUGCAACAGCACCAGCAGCAGCAAGCUCAGAUGAUGGCCAUGUCGAUGGACCAGGCGGCGUACGCGAUGCAGGGCAUGCCGAUGUACUACCCCGAGCAAGGCUUCGAGUACGGCUACCCUCAGCCUCCGUUCGGAGGUCAGCCCGGCUACUACUACCCGCCUCCCUUCGGCGGGGAACCCUCCCGCCGCGGCCCGAUCAUGCCCGCCGAGUCGCCUGUCGCCGUUCCCGUCCCUGCCGUCUCGCCUCCCGCUGCUUCGUCGACGCCCGAGUCGCAGCAGGCCGCACCUCAGGCGUCGACCUCGCCUGCUCCCGCCGCCGAGACGACCGCUGCCCCUCAGCCCUCGACUUCGGCCGCUCCGUCCCCUCCCGUCUCCACCGAGUCACCGCAGACGUACCCGACCUACUCUGCGUACCCUCCCGCCGACGGCAGCGCCGCCUUCGUUCCUCCCCCGCCUCCUGUCGCCGCGACUUCGCCUCAGACCUCGUUCGGACCGGACGGCGUGCCCCUCCCUCGCCCCGCCCCUUCGCUUCACACCUUCUUCCAGACUUCCACACCUGUCCCUCCCGUCCCUGCGUCCGCCGCCUCGCCUCCCGCUGGCGCUUCGCUCGUCCCCGCCGCCGCACCGAUCCCCCUCGCAGCCAGCAUGCCCGUCGCCACGCCUAACGGUUUCCCCAAGGGUCUCGGUCGCGGACCUGGCGGACCUCGCCGCGGCAUGCCCGGCGCCGCAGCAGCUGCCGCCGCCGCGGCCGCCGCUGCAGGAGCGAACGGUUUCGGACCUGGCAUGGGCAAGCGCCGCUCGUUCCCUGGCCCGCGCCCGCCUUGCUCGUUCUUCGAGGCGAACCGGUGCAGGAACGGCGACGAGUGCCCGUUCGUGCACCUCUUGCCGGACGGUACCGAUGCGCGCGCACUCGGUCGCGGCAUGAUCGGCGCGGAUGGCAGGACGGAUCACCCCGAGGCGAGUGGAGGGAUGCCGCCCGCUUGGUUGGCGACCCAGAAGGCUGUCAAGACUGCCAACCACACGGCGAGGAAGCAGCUUGAGAAUGGCGCGAUCCUCAAUGGAGGGUACUCGUACCGCGAGAGGAUGACGGGACCGGUUGCUGCGGGGCCGCAGGGGAUGCAGCAGCAGAGGAGGUUUGAGGAGGAGAGGGCGAGGCACUUGCAGGCGAUGCAGGCUGCCCAGGCUCAGCAGCAGCAGCAGGCUUCGGCGACUCAGCAGCAGUCGUCGGUUGAGGCGGGCGCCGAGCAGGCGCAGUCCACCGGCGCUCCCGUCCACCAGCAACCUCACCACGCUCACCCGCACCCUCAGCACGUCCACCACCAGCACCAGCAGCGUCACUUUGGCCCCGGCGCACACCGCGCUGGCUCGCUUCCUCCCGGCUCGGCCGCCCCUCAGCUCGUCGCCGCCAUCAACGGCUUGACGCGUCGCAUCCCGCCCGCCCACAUGCACCAGCAGCAGCACAACGCCCAGCACCCGGCUCAGCCGCAGCAGGCUUCCGCUCCCGCUCAUCAGCAGCAGCCAUCGCAGCAAAAGUCCGCCCAGCGCGUCCCGUCCGGGGACGAGUUCCCGGCCCUCUCGCCCGCUGCGCCCCUCUCGCCCGCCGCCGAGAAGGACGGCUUCGUCGCCGCUUCCGAAUCGUCGCCCGUUGAGCCCGCCAAGGUUGAGGAGAAGCCUGCCGUUCCCGCCGAGGCUGUCAAGUCGCCCUCGAGCGAGACCGACGGCUUCGUCAUGGUCUCGCACGACGAUGCCGCCGAAGCACCUUCGUCCGCCGCACCCGCCGAGUCCGCCGCACCCGCACCGACGCCCGCUCCCGCUGCGCCGCCCAAGCUCCUCGGCGGAUGGGCUUCGGCCGCCGCUCGUGGCGCCAGCGUCGUCGUCCCCGAGAAGCCGAAGCCGACUCGUUCGUUCUCGCCGAUGAGCAAGCCCGCUAGUCCCGCCUCGGCUGACGUCGGCGACAAAAAGGCUUCGACCGACGCCGCCGCGCCUGCAAAGAAGGACGCGAAGAAGGACGACGACGGCUUUGUCAAGAAGGAGGGCAAGAAGAGGAAUGGCGGGGCGAAGGGCGCCAAGCACGGCGGCGCGCCCGCUGCUCAGGUCGCCAUCAAAGCUUGA